AUGGACUUGGAGAAGGAAGGCAGCUGGAGCAUAUCAUUUGCUGGCUCAGGUUUCCUGGGUCUCUACCACGUGGGCGUGACCCACUGUCUGCAGGAGCAUGCCCCCAGCCUCCUCCAGGGCGCCCACCGCUUCUAUGGCUCCUCAUCCGGAGCGCUCUAUGCGACCUGCUUUGUCUGUGGAAUGUCUGUUGACUACUGCUGCUCGAACCUCCUGGGAAUGAUCAAGGUGAUCAAGAGGUUGAGUCUGGGCAUCUUCCAUCCAGCCUUUGCUCCCAUUGACCACAUCAAGUCAGUGUUGCAAAAGACUCUGCCCAACAAUGCGCACAUCCUGGCCUCCAAGCGGCUGGGCAUCUCUCUGACCCACUGGCCAGAUGGCAAGAAUGUCAUAGUUACCAACUUUGCCACCCGAGAUGAGCUCAUCCAGGCCAUGGUGUGUACACUGUACUUCCCUGUCUACUGUGGGGUGAUUCCCCCUGAAUUCAGAGGGGAGCGCUACUUUGAUGGUGCUCUGAGCAACAACGUACCCUUCAAGAACAAUGGUUCCACCAUCACUGUGUCCCCCUAUCAUGGGACACUGGACAUUUGUCCCCAGGAAAACAUCGUAAAAUCCAGUUUACCAUUCUACAACAGGAAAUUCUUGAUGGGGUACCUGGCCCUCUUUCCCCCGAGUCCAGAGGUAGUGGCUGACAUCUGCAGACAAGGCUACCUGGAUGCUCUGAGAUUCCUGGAGAUGCGGGGACUCACCAAGGAGCCGAUACUGUGGAGUUUGGCAUCUAAGGCACCUCCAUGCCCUGCUGAAGGAACCCAGAACUCUGGCUGCAACCAGGAAGGGAAGGCGGGCCUGACUCUCAACUGGGCAGUGCCCAACGUGUUGGUCAAGGACGUGCCCAACUUUGAGCAGCUCUUGCCAGAACUGGAGGCAGCCCUGAGGAAGGCGUGCAUGAGGAAGCCUGGCCUCUGGGCACGCUUCUGGUGGUCGGGCUCUGGGCAGGUGCUGACAUAUCUACUCCUGCCCUGCACACUGCCUGUGGAGUAUGUCUACUUCCGAUCCAAGAGGGUGAUGGUUUGGCUUCCUGAUGCACCGGCAGAUCUGCGCUGGAUGCUGGGACAGCUUUGGAGCUUAGUCCAUGAGCUGUACUCCUGGACAAAGACACAGCUUCUCUGGGCUGUCAGGUGA
Molecule: messenger RNA, 1176 nt
Organism: Chrysochloris asiatica (Cape golden mole)
Lineage: Eukaryota; Metazoa; Chordata; Mammalia; Afrosoricida; Chrysochloridae
Product: patatin-like phospholipase domain-containing protein 5-like
Exons: 8
Coding region: 1-1176 (391 amino acids)
Biological process (GO): lipid homeostasis; triglyceride catabolic process
Cellular component (GO): cytoplasm; lipid droplet; membrane
Molecular function (GO): triacylglycerol lipase activity
Source: RefSeq, a predicted model, not a curated record